This is a messenger RNA of Spirodela intermedia, 7530 nucleotides long. The record is from the annotation of a GenBank genome assembly. NCBI's taxonomy places the organism in Eukaryota, Viridiplantae, Streptophyta, Magnoliopsida, Alismatales, Araceae.
AUGAUGCAGCCCGCUGCCGGGAUGGUUCCGCCUCCUAUGGUGCCUCCUCCGAUGGAUCAGCAGCACCCGCCGCCGGUGCAGCAGCAGCAGCCCCAGCAGCAGUGGGCCCACAUGAUGCCCCCGCAGUACCACCAGCCUCCACCCCAGAUGCCUCCACCCAUGUGGAAUCAGCAGCCGUCUCAGGUCCCGCCCCCGCAGCCGAUGCCUCCUCAGCCGCAGGCUAUGCAGCCGGUCCAGAUGGGCCCGCCCCAGCCGCAGCCCGUGCAGCAGCCGGUUCAAUACCACCAGGUCGCGCCGGCUCCGACCUCUGCUGUGGCGCCUCAGCCGAUGUCGACUGAGGAGAUACGCAGCCUGUGGAUCGGUGAUCUACCGUAUUGGAUGGAAGAGACGUACCUUCACAGCUGCUUUGCCAGCACCGGCGAGGUACGGGGCAACUCACUCCGUUUUUUUCCUCAUUCUAACUAAUCAUCUUAUGUAGAUAUAUAUAUAUAUAUAUAUUUUUCAAAGUUACUUGUUCAGCGUAAAUGAUAGGUUUUAUCAACAUUUCGGUGAACUUUUAGCUAUCUACGUCUCUUCACGAUUACAGUUUGUUAGAUAAUUGUGAGGGCGGGCCGUUGUGUGCGUUUUAUGCAUAAAGCUAUAUGUAUCAAUGUUGUUGAUGUGUGGGGCGUAAUACGUCUUUUGUUUGUUUGGGACUUUCCAUGCGUUCCAGUUUUGUUGUUCGGUCGAAGAGAGUACCAAACAUUACCCGUUGUUUAGGUUCGUAUAAUGACAUUGAAUACAGUGCCUCACUCUGGAGAGUUCACUUACAGGUUAGCAAGUGUGGACACUUGCACAUUGUCUGCAAUUCUAGGAUUCUAGAUAAUUUAGAUGUAGCCUCUGUGCAAAGUUUCAACUUAAUCUGGAAAGUGAAUGCUGAAUCUUUUUAAUUGUUGCCUCUUAUUAGUCUCUUACUUGUCAUACAGUGUGUGUAUUAUGAUCUCCAAUGCCUCAUAAUCAUCAUCGAUGCUUUAUAUUUAUUCUUAUCCUUUAGAACUACUGAGUAGUACCCUGGAACAUAAAGAAUCCUCUGCCCCUCUCUAUUUUCCUCCAUUUUUUGGGCUGUUUUCUAUUGAGAGGUCACCUUUUCCUUGGGUUUUGGACAAUUUUUGGUAAUCACCUAUAUCUUUUCUGUAUCUAUCUCCCAUCACCUGGUUUUAUGCUGUUCGCACCCACAUUUUUAUUCUUACAGGCCUAGUAUAUUCUCGUAAAAUAUAUUUUUUGGAAGAAUUGAUAAUCAUUGGUUCUUACUUUCUAUAUUAUUUUUUAGUUUGCUCUGGUCUCUAUUGGAAUGUGAAAAUGAUUGGUUUUGGCUAUUUCUUAGCGCAAGCUUAAUUAAUUUGAAAUCAAGUUCGUUUUUGGUUACAACUCUUCCCACAGAUAUCUUAUUAUCAUUUUUUUUCUAGGGCUUAUGUACAUGCCUGUACAAGUUGUUACUUUCCUUGUUGAUAUCACCUCAGAAUGGUUUUCUGAAUUUUUUUCCCCAAUUGGUUUGGCCCCUGAGCAUAGUGACUUAUUCUCUGAAGUUGUUAUUUGGUGACAUUUUUUCAUUCAAAAAUAAAUCUUCAUGGCUGAACUUAUUUUUCAUCAUGCACUCCAGGUAAUUUCUGUGAAGGUUAUUAGAAACAAACAGACUGGUCAAUCAGAAGGUUAUGGUUUUAUUGAGUUUACGAGUCGUGCAGCUGCAGAAAGAGUUCUGCAAACGUUCAAUGGGCAACUGAUGCCUAAUGCAGAGCAGACGUUCAGACUUAACUGGGCGGCCUAUGGUGCCGGUGAGAGGCGGUCUGAUGAUAAUGAUCAUCCAAUAUUUGUUGGAGAUCUUGCAGCUGAUGUUACAGACUAUAUGCUACAAGAGACAUUCAGGAGCCGUUAUCCCUCUGUUAAAGGGGCUAAAGUUGUCACUGACAGAACCACUGGGCGGUCAAAAGGCUAUGGAUUUGUUAGAUUUGGAGAUGCAAGUGAGCAGAAUCGUGCAUUGACAGAAAUGAAUGGUGUCUUUUUGUCAACAAGACCAAUGAGGGUUGGCCCAGCAACCACCAAAAAAACCGGUGGUGCAGGUAUGAAAAUUAUAUAAUCCUUGCUAUUUAUGAAUUUUAUCACUGUUUCUUUGCUGUAAAUGGCUGAACAAGUUGAAUAUGUCUUGGACUUCUUGGUCUCAUUUUCUGUGCACUGGAAAGUAUGACUGUUGUUUUUCCCCAGUUUUGCUUCACUUGAUGUUGUGAAUGUUUCAUAUGUUAGUGCAGAUGCAAAUUCUAGAGGCUGUUUGAUAUGUAGUUAUUUCUUCCAGUUAUUCACUUGAAAAGCAGCAGUUUGUUGAUCAUCCAUCCUCAAGCGCUUUUCCUUCCAAGUACUUUCCUUUAUGAAAUUGGGCAAAUUUAAUUUAAAAAAGAUUUCGAGAACUUAUAAAACUCAUGUUGUUCCAAAGCAGGAUGCCAAGAGGCUCUUUCCAUUUAGGAGCCUGGAAAUGACUUCAGCUGAGGUGCAUAUCUCCUUUAGUACGUGCCUCCUUCGGUCAGUGUUAUCUUUUUGUAACAGUUUGCCCUUAAUUUCAUUUUGUGGCAUUUUUUAUGCUACAUAGGAGACUUCAUUUUGUACAUCCUUCUGUUCAAAAAGAUGUCUAAUUUUCAAAAUGCUAAUUUACAUUCCUUACAUUUAAAGAGUUGGCUGUAUUCUCAACUUUCCUUUGACAACGUUCUCCCUCAAGUUCUUUCCUUUUUCCAUUUCAUUUUUUGGGAAUGCAGUAUAUUGAGGAGAGGUGAUUUAUGCUUCAGUCAGCUUUUUAUUUUUGUUCGAUAGCUGGUAUAAGUAUCUUCAGGCGAAUCUUUCGUCUAAUUAUCUUGUUCACUUCAAUCUGAGGAAAGUUACUAUGAGACUGAGGUCCUCUUGGAGAGUCCUAGUUGAUUCUUUAGUUAUCUUUUUCAAUCUUGUUGUCGGUCUGUCUUGAUCUGUCUUGUUAUUCCAAUCAUUCUUUAAACAAACUCUGUCUAGUUCCAUUCCUUUUCAUGAAUGUGACACAUUUUUCAGUAGUUGUUGGGAUAAUGUCUAUUUAAUAUGUCACUCCUUUCCCAGGGUUAUCUUUUAUCCUUUCAUCUACCUUUCUAUGUCAAAGUUUCGAUCAAUUCCUGUCUCACAAUUUCUCAGUUUGUCUGAAAAACUCAGUUUGGAUGGAGUUUAACCAUGGUAGUUGUUGAACAUUGAAAAGUGAAUUUUAUACAGGUAUUAACCAGCUUGAAUUGUUCAAAUAAUAAUUGAAAUGGAAGUUUCCAUUAGUUUUAGCAUUUUGCGUUUUGCAAAUGCCAGUAUCAUAAUCCAAGGUCAGACUCAUUUUGGACCAAUUUGAAAAUUUAUUUUCGCGUAGCCAACAAUUUGCUGAAUCCCUUACAAUUGCCUGCUAGACGCCCCUCUCCUUAUACCAUAGAAGGGCAAAUGUCUGCUGUAAAGAGCAUUCUCUUAGUAGAUCUCAUGCAAAAAAGGAAGCACACAAUAUAUCUCGCGGAUUACAUUUUUUUAAUUUGUGCUUUCAGAACUUAUUCAUGAUAUUGAUCGCCACUUUAACAGAGAAAAAAUAGAAUCUUGGAAACCGCCUAAUGCAUAUGCUCAGAAGAUCACGUGUCUGAUAUUUUUACAGAGGGGUUGACUGCAACUGAGUGUAUUCCUGCUCUAGGUGAGUUGACUUUGACAAACAUCGGUCCUCAAUCUGAGUACAAAGAGUUAGGAUCUAUUAAUUAUUUGUAUACUCUUAGGAUGUUGUUUUAGGGUUUACCUGGUAGGUUUGUGGUAGCACCGUUUUAUUUUUACCAUCUACGUUGACUUGUUUGUACAAUGGUUUUUUCCACUAAAGAUGCAGGAAGUACGUCUUUUUGAGAAUUUAGCUCGUGAGAAUAUGGAUAUUGUUUCAGGUUACGUGGGAUCAAAAUUGAAAAUAACUUGCGUGGUGAAUUAACAGUGCUUUGGAUCUCCUUCCUCUCAAUGUGUUUCUUCCUCAUUCUGCUGCAGGUUCCUUGCAUUGAAAGAUUUGGCAUUUCUGUGCUUGUUCAUUUAUAAGUUCGAUCCUUUCAGAAUUUUCAACAAAUUGACGUGGGUUUAAUGUGUCUCUGUUGUCCUAUUUUGUGUCAUCAACCUGAAUAUCUAUGGUUCUUGGUUUAUUUUGAAGAUUAACUCGUUAUCAGAAUUUUAUAAUAAUCCAAAUUAUAGUUUAGAUUGUGAUUUAUGGUUAAGGCAAACAUGUUAGAUGACUUUUCAAAAUUUAAGACUGGAGGAUGUUAUCAGAAAUUCGAUAUUAUAACCUUAUAGGCUGAAAAAGGUUACGGUUCCUUGGCUGCCACAUUUAAUGUGUGUUAGCCAAAAAAAUUAGUGUUUAUAAUUAUCACUGUAGAGUUGUAUGAUAUCUCUCUUUUGUUGGUAUUGUAAAGUCUGCCUCCUCUUUUCUUGUGAGAAGUCAUGCUGUUCUUAAUGAAGAUGGGUCAUAUUCAAGAAUAAUCCCCUAUCUGAUUCUCUGUUGUUUCUCAAUUUUUUUUUUAUAAACAUGUUGAACUUCUUAAUUUGUAUUUCUUUUUUUUUUUUAGCAUGUGAUGUCUGCAAGUCCCAAUUCACACUAUAGGACAUUGUUGGAACCUGGUCCGAGUGGAGUUUGGAGGAGUUUUCAUAAAAUGAUUAUUGGCGGAGCUGAAAGAGACGAUGGGUAGAACUUUGGAGAAUGACAGGACAAAACAUAUUUCCCUUCAUUGAGGUCUUUUUUCUUCUGGUGGGGGGAGAGGGGACCUUUCUUUGACUUGGCUUGCUUUGUCGAGUUAUUGGGAGAACAUAGGUGAAGGUCAUAUCAUUAGCAUGCCCUAAUUAUAUGAUAGUGCCCAAACUAACUGUCUACCUUGAUUUCUGCUGUGUGGAAUUGACACUUGAGACUAUUACGUCACAAUGAUUUUUAUUACAUUACUACCUCUAUUAGAAUGCUUCUGGCUGAUGACAUUUUUUUUCAUGGUGCUUGCUUUAAAAUAUACUGUAGAAUAUAGUCGAGAAGCUACUCGAUCACAUCCAUUAAAUUGUUGGUAGUUUAUGUCAUGUAUUUAUCUAAGAUGGUGCCGUCUUGCACACAUGUGAAAUAUCGAUUUUAUUGACCUACAGUUACCUAGACAUGGGGAUGUUUCCAUCUUUGCUUGGACUCUAUUGUAUUUAUUAUUAUCUUCUUCAAAGAACAUAGUCAUUUUAUGCUGUUCGAAAGGACAACAUUUGCACUGUGUUUUCCUGACGGUAGUCUCACCACUUUGCUGUUUGCAGGUUCCUACCCGGUCACACAAACUACCCAAUCUGAGAGUGAUCCAAAUAACACAACGGUGAGUUAGUUGUGAUAUUUUUCAUGGAUUGGAAAUAUUUGCUCUUGUUUAUGUUGAGCAUAUAGUUGAGAACAGGUUGAGGCAUGUUUUAUUUUAUAUUUUUUUUUAUCAAAUUCUCAGUAAUAUGCUCAUGAAUGAGGAGAGAAUGGUUCAGCAACUAAAUGUCAGCAAAUAUCUGGUUUUACUUAUUUGCAUUCAAUAUAUUUGAGAAUCACAGCACACAUAUGACUAAAAAAAUUAUAGAAAUAAAUAAUAUAUAUAUAUAUAUAUAUAUAUUUCUCGGUAUGGUAGUUAGCCGAAAAAAUCAUAUAUCAGCACACAUCAUCACGUAAGCUUGUGAUUUACGACCAACUUCUGUUGAAUAAUUUAAUUUUUUGGCAAGUGAUUGAGAGCGUUGUAUACCAAGUAUUUCAUACUUUUGGCAUUAGAUGAUGGCUGAAUUGCAGAAUUUUACAUGUGAUUUCGUAUGUUGCGUGAUAAUUGAUGACAGAUACACUCCAUUAUUGAUUGUUUUAAAUGCAGAUAUUCGUCGGUGGAUUGGACUCUAGUGUCACCGAUGACAUCCUGAGGCAGGUCUUUGGCCAAUACGGUGAGCUCGUCCACGUGAAGAUACCCAUAGGAAAACGGUGCGGAUUUGUUCAAUUUGCCAACAGGUCUGUCCUCUCAGCCACAUAUCUUACCCAUUUCUGCGUUAUUUGAUAAGUUGGCCUCGUGAACUGAAACUCCCCCUUACACACACGUUGGUUGGGUGGGGUCCUCAGAGCCUGUGCAGAGGAAGCCUUGUUGAUGCUGAAUGGAGCUCAGUUGGGCGGGCAGAGCAUCAGGCUCUCAUGGGGUCGCAGCCCUUCAAACAAGCAGGUUUGUGGGCCCCAUCCAUCCACCAUCUCCUUUGAUGGACAUCCACCUCUUAAUCGGGCCCGGGUUCCCCACUUACACAUCAGUUUUGGGUUUCAGCCACAGCAGGAUCAGAGCCAGUGGAACGGCGGCUACUAUGGAUACGGGCAAGGCGGCUAUGACGCCGCGGCGGCGGCGGCCGCCGCAUAUGGAUAUGCGCCGCCGCCUCAGGAUCCCAAUAUGUAUGCCUAUGGAGCCUAUCCUGCCUAUGGGAACUACCCACAGCAGCAGCAGCAGCCGCAGCAGCAGCAGCAGCAGUACCCACCACAGCAGCAGCAAUAUGCGCAGCAGCCGCAGCAACCGAUGGUCAGUUCUCUUCUCUCCGCUGACGUAUUAUGAUGUAUCAUCUCUCUUAUUAUGGAUGCGUCCGUGACCUUAAAAUGACGACCUUUUUUGGAGCAAAUUGACCUCUGCCCACUUUUAUUUAUUUAUUUAUGCCCUUUUUGUUUUCACUGUUGCCAGCUUCUGGCGAUGUGACGCCGGUUACUAUGCGCGGAUUAUUUCAUCAAUUCUUCGUAUUUCGCUUAGAUUAAUUUUAAUUCGUUGUAUCAUGAACCUUGUUAUUUUCUUAAAUUAUGUUUUCCUGCAAGGCUUAUUUUAUUUAUUUAUUUUCUUUUCUUCAUCCGGUAUCUUCUCACUGCGCUUCUUCCUGUGUGUCCCAUCUUGGCGCAGUAACGUCCUUGGCUCAUGGCGCGUUCUCUUCGAUAUGAUGCUCGUGGGUCGCCCUCUCUCUCUCUCUCUCAUUCUCUCCCUCUCUCAUGCCCGUUGGCUGCGAGACGAUGCGCCGUUCUCUUGCUUUCAUUUUGUCUCUUUGUAGUGGGGUUGUCUUUGAGCCUGGUCUUAAUUAAUUAAGUGGUGGUUGUUGACUCGUGGACUAUUUUAAUCAAUGUUGGGCGGCAGUGCGCGCUUCUUCUCUCUCUCUCUCUCCUCUUCUUAAUUGCAUCCCUUUUGUUUGGCGUCUAAUAUGGAUGUGCUGGGUUGACCUAGGAGGCUUGGAGCGCCACAUCCCCCCACCUCUCUCUCUCUCUCUCUCUCUCUCUCUCUCUCGUAAUUAAGUUGUGCGUGCGGUUCUGUUGUGAAGGAAAAAGAAUGGCGGCAACCUUCCUUAUGGAUAGAUGCCCAUGGUUGACUUUUCGAGGGGUGGAGACGUGACCGUUGAUUCGUGAACCGAAGAAGACAAAACGAAGAAGGAAAAGUUGAUCGACGAUGACGACCCCCAUAAAGAGGCUACGAGAUGAUCGGUCCCUUUCCGCUUUGCAUCAGCUGA